AUGAACAACACAGUAACCCCAAGCCCCUCGAAGCCUCGCACUAUCAAACGGAAAGCAGCUCCUCGGUUCGCACUAGAACCAGAACCCCAAGUCAUCGUACUUGGCCCUGGAGAAUUUCCUACGCAGAAGUCGGACAGCACCACCAAUGACAACCUCGCUGUUUCGUCGACCUGCAUAUCUUCCCCCAAUGCCCCACAGUUCGACAUCGAAGGAACGUUCCAAAUGAUCCUCGGUUCUGCCAGACUUCUCCGCGAAGCCGCAGACGCACAGGACAUCGAAUCAAUCCGUUCUUUGUCGCCGACCUUUUUUCGCAGCUUGACUACGAUUUUACGGUCGAUGUCGCGGCUCCCACGGGACGUUCUAAACGCUUCAGGCUACAGGAACGCGGAGUGCGGAGUCCAGCACUACAAGCUGCUCUUCAUGAGUCAUGUCCAGCUCCUUGACAACAAGGACUUCGAACUGGGUUGCAGGAGGCAAUUUACUUGGAAGACUCUUGGAUGUUUAGGUGCUGUCAUGUCUAGCCUGAAAAGGCUCAUGCAAGUUGCCGAGCGCGAGAUGCGUCAACUAAAGCCCCUUCCUGAUACUCCCGAAGAAUGUGAAGAGGACGUUGAAGCGGGGGAGGUAGAUGGGGUAAAAGCGGAAGAAGCGGAAGCUGAUGGCGACCAGUUCUAUGGAGCUCGCCGAAAUUCUUUACUGUCAGGGGAUACUCACCAGACCAGUGAAAGAUCAUCGACGGACAGGACAUGUGUUGAAGAGGUAGACGAAAUGGGUUCUCUUGUCAAGCCCCCAGCGGUCAAACGCACGAAACGGGGACUGGCCGCUAUCCUUGGGCCACUUUCAUUCAACUUGCGCCGCAAGAUCUCGCAGCCAUUUUUGAAGGCGGACAAAGUGGUAUCUAUCGAGAAGCUCGCGACUCGCGCAGGGCAUGCUCGCGCAACUGCGAGUAUCAGGGACUCGAUUGCCCUCUUUCCCGAGUUAUUUGACAGCAAGCUGGAGAAUUCCUUCCCUCACCCAGAUGAUAGUACGGACCUCUUCCUGGACAGGAACGGUGUUCUUCAGCUUGCCUCGUUGAAGGGCCUUGUCAGGUAUCUAACAUCUGCAGUCUCCGAUGAUGACCUGGAGCUCCCAGAUGUCUUCUUCCUCUGCUUCCGCUACUUCUCGACUCCAACACUCGUUCUCGAGGCUUUCAUAGAGCGAUACAAGGAGAAUUUGUUUAGUUGCUCGUCUCCCGACCAAGUUCCCAUUCAGUCCAUGCACGUCAAGAUGCGUGUAGCUCGCUUGCUUAACCAGUGGGUCGAUCUUCAUUGGCGCCACUCGGAAGAUCAAGAGGUCUUCGCGCCUCUCCUGCAAUUCGUAUUCUCUGAUCUCUCUCGAGAUCUCCCCCGCAAUGUCUCCUCGAAACUUAUCGACACAUUGCACAACGCCGCGUGCGCUAACGAAUACAACGGACGUCGCCUCGAGAAGACGGUUCAACUCAUUCAAGGCUCUUCGCCAGCUGAAGAGUUCCGUAGCUUAUGGGAACCUCGCGAUAAGAAGGCAAUGGUUAAGGGGGAGUUUGCAAAGAUCAAGUUGUCCAACUUCGAUUCUCCUCAAGGAAUGGAACUCCUGACCCAUCAACUCACCGUCAUCUUGUGGGAGAAGUACCAGGACUUCCAGCCCGAGGAUGCUGCGCGCUUUUGGGUGGAGGAGGCAACCGGAAAAUCCACUUAUGGCAUUUCCAAUGACGCUGGCACGAAGGUGACCACUUAUGCUUCUUUUGAGAAGGCCCUUCACCUUUGGGCACUGGACGUCAUCGUGUCUGCGCAGUCGAUGGAGGAUCGUAUCGAGAAGGUUCAGUUUAUCUUGGAGUGGGCACGGGAAUGCCACAUCAUCAGAAACUACGCUGGUUCAUGGGCAUUGUUUUCCGCGUGCGACAGACAGAGUUUGGUUGGCUCUUUGUCGAACAUCGGUGUUAGGCAUGAAGAGAUUCUACUCGCCCUGCGCCUCUUUUUCAGCUACACAAACCGCAUGAAGGCCUACAAGGACGCGAUCCAAAGUAGCGAUGGACCCACUCUCCCAACCCUUGUUCUUUUUGUAGGCGACGUGAAGCGCCAGUGUGGUAACGAGGAACGCGUAGACCACCCAAAUGCGCCGGGACAUAAGCUCAUCAACCUAAGGCGUUACCGCCCUCUCACGCGAGCUAUCAGAGAUAUGGAGAGAUGUCAUGCCCCCUAUUACAUCCAGCGUGUGGAUUACGUCUGCCAAUGGAUAGAGGAGGUCAUCUGCUCUUACCUCAGUCGCCCGGAAGCGGAAUGGGAGGACAUAUUCUAUGACAAAAGGUAUGAUUCUGUAUCCUGCUCUAGACGUUCAUGA
Suillus subaureus is the source of this 2352-nucleotide messenger RNA. RefSeq names its product ras guanine nucleotide exchange factor domain-containing protein. NCBI's taxonomy places the organism in Eukaryota, Fungi, Basidiomycota, Agaricomycetes, Boletales, Suillaceae. Gene Ontology annotation, cellular component: plasma membrane. Gene Ontology annotation, biological process: Ras protein signal transduction; positive regulation of GTPase activity. Gene Ontology annotation, molecular function: guanyl-nucleotide exchange factor activity. The record is from RefSeq and is a predicted model, not a curated record. The coding region runs from base 1 to 2352 and encodes 783 amino acids. The transcript has 5 exons.